Darwinula stevensoni is the source of this 1721-nucleotide messenger RNA. Lineage: Eukaryota; Metazoa; Arthropoda; Ostracoda; Podocopida; Darwinulidae. The record is from the annotation of a GenBank genome assembly.
AUGAGAGUGAGGCGGUUGAAUGAGGUGGUGAACAAGGUGGUGCCAAUCUAUGGACGAGGGAAUUAUCCCACUUUGGAAGUGCGACUGAAGGAGCUGGUAUGUGUGGUGAGAGAUCGCCUGUUGAAAGCAGACAUCCAAGUCCGCGAGAUCCGGUUGAAUGGAGGGGCAGCAUCUCAUGUCCUGGAUCAGCAACCCUACAAUGACUUGGACCUCAUCUUUGCUGUGGAUCUUUCAGAUCCCUUGCAUUUUGACAGAGUCAUGACUGCCACUCUAGAGUCCCUCAUGGACUUUUUACCAGAUGGAGUGAGGAAAAAUAGGAUGUCUCCCUGCAGCAUGAAGGAGGCAUAUGUGCAUAAGAUGGUCAAAGUCUCCACACCAGAUCGUUGGUCACUUAUCUCCCUCUCCAACAGUCAUGGUCGGAAUGUGGAAUUGAAAUUUGUGGAUCGAAUGCGCCGCCAGUUUGAGUUUUCAGUAGAUUCCUUUCAGAUCAUUCUGGAUUCCUUGUUGUUGUUUGAAGAGCAUGCAAGUGUGCCAAUGAGUGGGAGUUUCUAUCCAACCGUGAUUGGGGAGUCCAUGUAUGGGGACUUCCAGGAAGCUGUUAGACAUCUCCAUGAGAAGCUGAUUGCCACAAAGCAGCCAGAAGAGAUUCGUGGAGGUGGACUAUUGAAAUAUUGUAACCUCCUUGUCAAGGGAUAUAAGCCAGCUGUUCCUGAUGAGAUGAAAAGCCUUGAGCGAUAUAUGUGCUCCAGGUUCUUCAUUGACUUCUCUGAUCUCAUCCAGCAAGAGUGCAAGCUGGAGAAUUACCUGGCCAAUCAUUUCAUGCAAGAGGAGGAGAGUUUGAAGUAUGACUACCUGAUGAUCUUGCAUCGAGUGGUUGAAGAGAGUACAGUGUGCCUGAUGGGCCAUGAACGGCGUCAGACAUUGAGCCUCAUCCAGGAUCUCGCAUUUGGAGUCUACUGCCAGGAGCAAGCAACACUGAUCUCCAGUCAUUUCCCGGAGUCUCUCUCGGUUGACUUCCCUCCAGGCCUCCUCUAUGCAAAUCAGUGGUUUUAUUCAUCUUGUGAGCAUCACCCUCGACCCCACACCCAUGUCCACACUCAUCCUCAAUGGUUGCCCUGUGCUUGAGAUGCAUGUCCAUCAGGAGGCCCUAUUUCUUCGUCUUCUCUUAUUUAUUGCAGUGACCGCUUGCAAGAGUGGCCUCUCUCAUUCUUUUCCCUUCCCUUCCCUUCCCUUCCCUUCCCUUCCUCCUUUUCUUUCUCCCUCUUUUGAAACACAUCUGUUCAUUCCUGUUGGAAAGUGACUUGUCCUUUACCAUUCCUGACCAGCAAAGACGAGGACUGAUGAACAUUGUGAUACUAAAAAAGAGAGAAAAAAAUUACUUGUUUCCUUCAUCCUGUUUUGGCUGGUGUUGUGUGUAGGUCAAAGGGUCUUGUAUAUGACGAAUACUCCUCACUUGCUUGGGUUUUUCCAGACGUGUGGCUGUGAUGAGCAGGCCUGCAGUUGCUUGAAGCAAGAAAAGGUGCAAUAGACUAUAUACAUUACAUUACAUUUAGCUAAAUUUCUCAAUCUGAGCCGGUUCUCUUGUCUAUCAAUCAAGUGAGCACUUUUUUGUUUGAAGCAUCUCCAUUUUCUCCAGAUGAAAUGUGCAAAGAGGUUUUGUUCCUUCAGUGAUGGUGUGAUUUGCAGAGGUAUUUUGAAGAAUAAAGCGAUACAAAUUGGAA